AUGUCCUACCCGCAGGGCUACUUGUACCAGCCGUCCGCCUCGCUGGCGCUCUACUCGUGCCCGGCGUACAGCACCAGCGUCAUCUCGGGGCCCCGCACGGAUGAGCUCGGCCGCUCGUCGUCGGGCUCCGCGUUCUCGCCCUACGCCGGCUCCACCGCGUUCACGGCGCCCUCGCCGGGCUACAACUCGCACCUCCAGUACGGUGCCGACCCCGCGGCAGCCGCCGCCGCCGCCUUCUCUUCGUACGUGGGCUCUCCCUACGAUCACACACCGGGCAUGGCGGGCUCCUUGGGGUACCACCCAUACGCGGCGCCGCUGGGCUCGUACCCGUACGGGGACCCCGCGUACCGGAAGAACGCCACGCGAGACGCCACCGCCACGCUCAAGGCCUGGCUGAACGAGCACCGCAAGAACCCCUACCCCACCAAGGGCGAGAAGAUCAUGCUGGCCAUCAUCACCAAGAUGACCCUCACCCAGGUGUCCACCUGGUUCGCCAACGCGCGCCGGCGCCUCAAGAAGGAGAACAAGAUGACGUGGACGCCGCGGAACCGCAGCGAGGACGAGGAGGAGGAGGAGAACAUUGAUCUGGAGAAGAACGACGAGGAUGAGCCCCAGAAGCCGGAGGACAAGGGAGACUCCGAGGGCCCCGAAGCAGGAGGAGCGGAGCAGAAGGCGGCUUCGGGCUGCGAGCGGCUGCAGGGGCCGCCCACCCCCGCCGGCAAGGAGACUGAGGGCAGCCUCAGCGACUCGGAUUUUAAGGAGCCGCCAUCCGAGGGCCGUCUCGACGCCCUGCCUGGGCCCCCCCGCGCCGGCGGGCCCUCCCCGGCCGGGCCAGCGGCAGCGCGGCUGGCGGAGGACCCGGCCCCUCACUACCCCUCGGGCGCGCCGGCUCCGGGCCCGCACCCGGCCGCGGGAGAGCUGCCCCCCGGUCCCGGCGGGCCCUCGGUCAUACACUCUCCGCCACCGCCGCCGCCGCAGGCGGUGCUCGCCAAGCCCAAACUGUGGUCUCUGGCAGAGAUCGCCACCUCCUCGGACAAGGUCAAGGACGGGGGCGGCGGAAGCGAAGGCUCCCCAUGCCCACCGUGCCCCGGGCCGGUAGCGGGGCAAGCCUUAGGAGGCAGCCGCGCGUCGCCGGCCCCGGCGCCAUCGCGCUCCCCCUCGGCGCAGUGUCCCUUUCCAGGCGGGACGGUGCUGUCCCGGCCUCUCUACUACACGGCGCCCUUCUAUCCCGGCUACACGAACUAUGGCUCCUUCGGACACCUUCACGGCCACCCAGGGCCAGGGCCGGGCCCCACAACCGGUCCGGGCUCGCAUUUCAAUGGAUUAAACCAGACCGUGUUGAACCGAGCGGACGCUUUGGCUAAAGACCCGAAAAUGUUGCGGAGCCAGUCCCAGCUAGAUCUGUGCAAAGACUCUCCCUAUGAAUUGAAGAAAGGUAUGUCCGACAUUUAACGCGGGCUGCGUCGGUCCCGGACUUUCCUAAUUUAUUAAGAAACAUGGCCUUGGCAGUUAUUUUUUUCCAUCACCAAGAGAGAGAAACAAAACUACCCCUCCUAUUAAAAAGUUUAUAGUUCUCGGAGAUGGGUAACAUAAAAAUGUAAACAUCUCCACACACAAAAAUGUCUUAACCAACCGAAAAGAAAAAUUUAAAAAAGGAUUUGUAUUAAAUCUUAUUCUGUAUAUUUAAU
Molecule: messenger RNA, 1688 nt
Organism: Prionailurus viverrinus (fishing cat)
Lineage: Eukaryota; Metazoa; Chordata; Mammalia; Carnivora; Felidae
Gene: IRX5
Product: iroquois homeobox 5
Exons: 3
Coding region: 1-1452 (483 amino acids)
Biological process (GO): cell development; regulation of transcription by RNA polymerase II; neuron differentiation
Cellular component (GO): nucleus
Molecular function (GO): RNA polymerase II cis-regulatory region sequence-specific DNA binding; DNA-binding transcription factor activity, RNA polymerase II-specific
Source: RefSeq, a predicted model, not a curated record